CGAACGACUUUACAUCUACCAGUCGUGGCGUGUACAUCCGACGAUGACCGAGUUACACCUACCGGUUCUGAGAGCAAAACCCGACUAUUCCGAAACGACGCUCGUCGUCUCAUAUUGCCGCGAAUCGGCUGUGGUAGCCAUUGCCCAAUAGGAGCGCGACUCCUUAUAUGGGGAACCAUCGGAUGCGGCAGAAAGGCUGCAUGGCCGACGUUCCGGCAUAAUUUAUUCAUCUCUCCUGUUGUUGAAAGUAUUUCGCGUUGCCCCAUACAUGUCAUUUAAUGGAAUAAUGAUUAAUUUUGCCACCAACUGGGGUCAAAAUUCGGGGCCGACUAAGCAGCAAUUUUCGGAGUCGGGCCAAGGUGGGAAGAAAAGCAGCGAGCGGGUGAGGAUCUGACGUUGCCGCACGCCGCCCCUGCCUGCUCAGUGCCAAACGACACAACGGCAACAGUUGAGAGAAAAAGAAGAAGAAGAAGAGAGAGAUACGUAUCAGCCUGCAUCACCAACACGUUCUUUUAUUUUGGCGUCGAAGGCGAAUUAGAGUUAACUGUGGGGUUUUCAAUGGCCGACCAGCGAUCGUAGUUUCUCAGAAUGCACAGACGGGAAUAUUUCUGUUUCCAUGGCAUCGCAGAAAGUGGACAUAAGCAGCUGAAGGUAAUCUCUGGCGAAAUUAAAUAGCAGAAUUUAUAUACGUUGUUUUUUCUUUCUUUCUCUCUUUUAAAGGAUGUAAAGGAAAAGGAAACAGAAAGAACGAACGAAAGAAGGAAGAAAGUGAAAUAAUAUAUAAUACUAUUCUGGUAAACAUACACGUUUGUCGAGGAGGACACCCGGAGGUAUAUACAGUGUCGAUGGAUUUAAUUUUUUGCUUUCACUACAACAGCUUUCGUUUGUUUUCGAUCUCGUUUUACUAAUAUAUAAUUGUCAUCAUCGACAUCCAAGGUUUUGUUUAAUGGAAGAUGCUUGGUUCCAUGGGAUGGAUAACUCAGUUUCGUACAUUCUGUGGCAUUUGUUCGGUCAGUCUUCAAACGACCAGUAUGUGAUACCCGUCGACUCACGCAAGAUGACGGAGACUAUUAUAUGAUUCUGUAUUCUGUAUAUAUAUAUUUAUAUAUAAUAUAUAAAAAAGAAAAUACCAAUUCAUUUGGAAUCAGUAAUCUGGGUAAAUGAUACUGUCCACGCAUACCAUUUGACAAGAAUCGGCUAAAUGACCUCGGGAGGGGGACGUUUUGAUUUCGACGAUGGGGGAACUUACUGUGGGGGUUGGGAGGACGGCAAGGCCCACGGACACGGCGUCUGCACCGGCCCCAAGGGGCAGGGCGAGUACGCCGGGGCCUGGCAGUACGGCUUUGAGAUCUCGGGUAUAUACACGUGGCCCAGCGGCAACACGUACAAGGGGCAGUGGUUCCAGGGCAAGCGCCAUGGGUUAGGCUGCGAAACAAAGGGUCGGUGGACCUACCGGGGCGAGUGGACCCAGGGCUUCAAGGGACGCUACGGGGUGAGACAGAGCACCACCUCGGGUGCCAGGUACGAGGGCACGUGGACGACGGGUCUGCAGGAUGGCUACGGGUGCGAAACAUAUGCUGACGGAGGAUCCUACCAAGGCCAAUGGCUGAGGGGCACGCGACACGGGUACGGCGUGCGGUGCAGCGUCCCGUAUGGCCUGGCGUCCCACUACCGCCCGAAAACCAUGCGCGCGUCCUUGACCUCUCUGCGGAGCGAGAACGAGGACGAGCAGGUGGUGAAGAACCGCGACAAGAAGCUGGACGAGAGUCGCGGCGGUUUCGUCCUCAAGGCCCGAAGCGACGAGACGCCGCCCACCCGUCGACGGUCGAUCUUCGACAAGCAGGGCAAGUCGAGUCUGCGCAAGACGCUCAUCUCCGGCCUCAAGCUGAAGAAGCAGAAGAGCACGGGCGACAUCAACGACUCGCCCAAGCGGCAGACGGGAUCCGUCCGGAGCACGAUCAGCAACAUCAGUCACGUGUCGGCCGAUUCGACUCAGUCCGGCAUGACGAACACUUCCGUUUACACGGACAGCAACCUGAGCUUCGUGAGCCAGGAUGACAUCACCGACGUGAACGUCACGGAGACGUACAUGGGGGAGUGGAAGAACGACAAGCGCUCAGGGUUCGGAAUUAGCGAGCGGUCGGACGGCUUGAAGUACGAGGGGGAGUGGUACAACAACAAGAAGUACGGCUACGGCGUCACGUCCAUGAAGGAAGGUACGAAAGAGGAGGGGAAGUAUAAAAACAAUGUGCUCAUUUCUUCUGGAAAGAAAAAUAAGUUAUUCUUGAUACGGACUUCCAAGUUGAGGGAACGGAUAGAUAACGCUGUGUUGUCAGCCCAGAGAGCGGCACAGAUAGCGCUCCAGAAAGCGGACAUCGCAAUUACAAGAAUGGCCAAUGCUCGUGCGAAAUCGGAACAAGCCGAUUUAUCAGCGGAACGAGCCACCCAGGAUUGCGAAGUUGCCCGAUUGAAAGCUAAAGAGUAUGCGCCCGAGUUCCACCAACCAGGGACAGACAUUAUGAAGAAGCAGGACCACGGCGAACACGAGUAUGACUUCCGGCCCAUCCAACCAAUGCAGAACCACGCCCCGUACCACGCCAAGACCCUGUCGUCUGCCCGCGACCCCGGCUCCACGGAGUACGGCAUGAUGCCGUCUGCCUACGACAAGGACCUCAGUCCCAACAGCAGACGAUACAACAAUAUAGGACAUAACCUUAAUCCGGGUUACCCGUAUAACCCGGGUGGCAGCGGCGGAGGAGUCGGAGGAGGAGUCGGUGGUGGCGUUGGCGGCGUCGGCGGUGGCGGUGCCCAGCAGGAGAUGAUGCAAGCGCUCAAUGUGAACCCGCACAGUCGCAGCCCCUCGCUAAAGAUUCGUAGAUAUAGUUUUCUGGCCGGAUCCAGAAGAGGACGUGGAUUUAGUGAGAUUUUCAAUUCCACCAUUCUCAAUGACCAUUUUGAUCAGUAUGCCGCACCUCAUGACGAUAUUGGGUUAGGGAAGGAGGUUUAUGUAGGGGACGAUCGUCCCAGGUCGAAGGCAAACCAAUGUGAUACCUCACCGGACUCUGGGGUUUCCGAUUCUAUGGAGGACGAGGGCAAAAACCGUCCCAUUCAGCGCAGAAGGACUCUGCCGUGCAUUGUAAACCAUCCCAGGUCGAAUCCAUCGAUGGACGACAAACCCCAGGAUACGGAAACCGCUCACAGUAGUGAAAACUUGACUGGGAAGAAUCCGGAAACAUUUAUAAUAGAAAAUGGCAUCCGGCGACGAGUGCGCGCGGACGUCCACGGAAACCCCAAGUCCCACGAGGAGAAGCUGCCUACACUUGAAAGCCAAAAGAAACUUUCCGAGACGUUAAAACAUGGCAGUCUUCCAGACCUGCAGGAAGUGAGCAAAGUGAUAAAACCGCUGGCGCGAAACGAAGCGUACCGACUGCAGCUACAACGUCGCGAGGAGAUACGUCGACUGCAGGAGCUUGCCGAACGUCGACGACAGGGUGAUGUCUCAGUACUGCUUGGCGACGUCAAGGAUUGGUGCCAAGAACGACAACUCCUUGUUUUAGUAAUUGCACUAAACCUAAGUCUGGCAACCAUGUUCUUCAAUUUACUUUCCUGAAACGAACACAUUUGAAUGUUUGGCAAAUGUUUACAGUUUUGUGUGGUUUCCUAACAAGGCUAGCCCAGCCUGCCGCAAGAUGGCGCUUCUGGCCUGGGUUACUCCAACGUUUGUACCCGUGAGAACAUUUUUAUGGUGCUGGCCUUAGGACCAAUACCUUAAGUGGACGUGCACUGAACGACCUGGACCUAUGAGAGACUUCACCCGAGGUCUACCAGGCGUUGAGAAAAAGGAGUGUCAUGUAACCCAAGAGAAAGCAACCCGUUAGAUGUUUCCGGUUUAGAAGACAACAAAAACAAAAAAAAAUAUCCCCAAAACACUGCAGUUAGGAAUUGCAACAAGUCAUGAUCACACCCGAAGUGUUAACACUUGCAUUAUUUCAUCGCAUUGUGUUUCGUUUGGCGUCUGCUUGAAACACGUUUUGUUUGACAGCAGGCGGCUGCUGCAGUUGACACGAAGAGUGCCUACAUUGUUUUUACAGUUCCACCCUAAAAAUUGUGAGUGACCUUGACAUUUAAACUUACCUUGCCAAUGCCACUCAGUGACCUUGACCUUUUAAAAUCCUAACAAAACGUGGAGCGAGCGAAGUUGUUUGUCACUGAAUGUUCAUUUGUUUUUCUUUCUUUUUUUUCUUUUUCUUUUUUUUUCUAAAAACCCCCAAAACAACAACCAAUCGGCAAAGGGAAGGAACUGAAAUACGCUUGGUGUGUACAUGGGUACUGUAACACGUUUAUGUUUUGCCGUGAUAAGUUAAAUGAUAAUUUUACCCUGAAUUCCUGACAUCUGUGAUACUUAUUUCAUCUUUUUGAGGCAAGUGUUUGAUACUUCAGACCCAUCUACGUGCCACGGAUGGUAAGCAAACAAACAAUAUACUAUCCAUGCACUCUGGGGGUAAGUUUCGGGUUUUUUUCUUAACAUUUUAUUCUUUUAUUGUUCUUUUUUUUGGCCCGUGGAAUCAUAUCCUAAGUGCACUGAACAUGAACAGUUCAUAAAUAGAUUGUGAUUAUUUGACUAUUUAUUAUUUGCUUGUUUAUUUAUUAAUUAUUUAUUUAUUUAUAAACAGCAGAAUAUUUGGGCAACCAAAUUUUUGUGGGUCCCUUAAUAGGCAUGGUUUGUCUUUUUCUCAGGUAAAACAUCAUCUGCCAUAGAGAGCCGACAUUCAAAACUGAUCAUGACAAGUUUAUCUGGCGUAUCGCAUGACGUCUUUCAUUAGUUAAAACCAGAAUAUAAUAUAUACGUGGUACGUCACUGCUGACAUAACCAUUUAGCAGCAUCAUUUAAACAAACCAACAGAAAAUUACUUUUCUUUUCUUUUUAAAUUGUCAUCAGUACCAUCUGGGCAGACAUUACCAAACAUUGGUGAAUUUAUGGCUAAACGUGUCGACGCCCUUAUUAUUAUUUUUAAAAAUCAUUUUAUUUAUUAUUUUAUUUGGCAUGGUCAGUCUUGAAUGGUAAUUUGUAAGGGAUCCGUUUCGAUGGUGUUUGGUUUGUUCAAGUGCCAUCAUGCCAGGCAACAAAGAUUUGAACAUAAUUUAGGCAUUGUAUUUAUUAAUUUUAAUUCCAACGUGUGGUUUGGUCCCCGCCACUGUUAUUCCAUAGUUACGAGCAUCAAAGCCAUAUUUUUAUCAGAAUUUCUGUGGUUUAACCACAAAGAGCUAUAUCAAUGUGUACUUUUUUUUCUUUAAAAAAAAAACCAGGAACAACUUUUGAUCUUUAUUACGUGUUCCUUGUUUGAGAGGCCCUGUCAAGGGAAGUAACUGUGAUCUGGAUACUCGGAUAUAUAUAUGUAUGAAAAAUUAUAUAUUUGUGUGGUCCUGACAAAAUUUUAUUUUUCCGAAUUUCUUUUGUUUGAUUCUGUGUCUUUUGUUUUGAGCCAUUUGGUCAUUGUACAUAUGGCAUUACCGUCAUUUUUGUUUUUCUUUUCUAUAACCCUGACAGGGCCUCCGAUCCUUCUGCUCUUGGAAAGAUUGUUUUAUGAUGGAGUGUUUGUUUGAUCAAUGAAAUAAAAUAUGGUCAGGAUGCCUGUGAA
This is a messenger RNA of Gigantopelta aegis, 5639 nucleotides long. Its product is annotated as junctophilin-1-like. Bases 1202 to 3610 code for a protein of 802 amino acids. NCBI's taxonomy places the organism in Eukaryota, Metazoa, Mollusca, Gastropoda, Neomphalida, Peltospiridae. The record is from RefSeq and is a predicted model, not a curated record. The transcript has 5 exons. Gene Ontology annotation, cellular component: plasma membrane; junctional membrane complex; endoplasmic reticulum membrane.